Messenger RNA from Nicrophorus vespilloides, 1960 nucleotides. RefSeq names its product dihydrolipoyllysine-residue acetyltransferase component of pyruvate dehydrogenase complex, mitochondrial (gene muc). Gene Ontology annotation, cellular component: pyruvate dehydrogenase complex. The transcript is spliced from 6 exons. The record is from RefSeq and is a predicted model, not a curated record. Gene Ontology annotation, biological process: pyruvate decarboxylation to acetyl-CoA. Lineage: Eukaryota; Metazoa; Arthropoda; Insecta; Coleoptera; Silphidae. Gene Ontology annotation, molecular function: dihydrolipoyllysine-residue acetyltransferase activity. The coding region runs from base 215 to 1693 and encodes 492 amino acids.
UGCGUCAUAUGUUGUGUCACGGUGACGGAUGAUCGCGUGAAAGUCUCCUAAAUGACCUACAAAUUUAGGUGGCUGAAUAUUUGAACGUCCCCUUGCAUCUGCUGAUAGCGACGUGAAGUGGUGCAUCCGCAGGUCCGAUUCAUGUGAAUUUGGUGGAAGUCACGAAAGGAGGAAGCAGAUUUAAAGAGGUCGAGGUUGGAAGAAAGGAAAAACGAUGUUCCGGACGAUAAUCAGAAGGUCUUCUGUGCGCUUGAACGCAACCAGAACAAUAGCAAUAGAAUGCCCGAAAAGGGCUCCCAUCCCAAAUCACAAGAAUGUUUCAUUUGUUUUGUCACAAAAGUUGAAAUCCGAACCAUGGCUGGGAUUUGGUCAGAUGAGGCACUGCAGUUCGCUGCCGUCUCACACCAGGGUCACAUUGCCAGCACUCAGUCCUACCAUGGAGGAGGGUACAUUGAUCAGUUGGGAAAAGAAGGAAGGCGACAAGUUGAACGAGGGUGAUCUGCUGGCAGAGAUCGAGACGGAUAAGGCUACCAUGGCAUUUGAGACGCCCGAGGAAGGUUACCUGGCGAAGAUAUUGGUUCCUGCCGGUACAAAGGGCGUGCCGAUCGGCAAAUUGGUCUGCAUCAUCGUUGAGAACGAAUCCGAUUUGGCUGCAUUCAAAGAUUACAAAGACGAUGGAAAGGCUGCAGCUGCUGCAAAAAGUGAAUCCGCUCCUCCGCCCACAGCUAGUUCGCCGACACCGGCUCCUCCUAUGCCCGCCCCAUCUGUACCCUCACCUCCUCCACCCCCAGUCACCACCGGCAGAGUUUACGCUAGUCCAAUGGCAAAAAGGUUGGCCGAAAAACAAAACAUUAGAUUACAAGGAAAGGGAACUGGAUUGUUUGACUCAAUAACGUCUUCUGAUUUAGAACGUUUGGCUGCGUCCGCCGCUCCAAUUGGUGCACCAACGCCAAGCUCGACUCCGCCCCCUGUUUCGAUGGGCGGUUCUCCAGCUGCUGCCUAUACGGAUAUUGCAGUUACUAAUAUGCGUUCUGUGAUAGCUAAGAGGUUGUUGCAAUCCAAGACGACGAUACCCCAUUACUAUUUAACGGUCGAGGUGCAAGUGGACAAAGUCAUGUCGCUGAGGAAGAAGUUCAACGAGAAACUUGAGAAGACCGGCGGCAAAGUUAGCAUCAACGAUUUUGUUAUCAAGGCGACGGCGAUGGCUUCCAAGAAAGUUCCUGACGCGAAUUCCGCGUGGCACGAUACAUUUAUCAGAAAGUACAAGAACGUCGAUAUCAGUGUCGCCGUCUCCACCGAGACAGGUCUGAUUACGCCGAUAGUCUUCGAAGCGAAUAACAAGGGAGUCGCCGAUAUCGGAGCUGACAUGAAGAAGUUGGCUAACAAAGCGAGGGAGGGUAAACUGUUGCCUCAAGAGUUCCAAGGUGGUACCAUUUCCGUAUCGAACUUGGGUAUGUUCGGCGUCGAUCAAUUCGCAGCGAUCAUCAACCCGCCGCAGAGUGCCAUCUUGGCAGCGAGCAGCGUCAACUCCAAAUUGGUGAUCGACGAUAAGUCAGAGAAAGGUUUCAGAGAGGUGAAAGUGAUGAACGUUACCCUGUGCUGCGAUCACCGAGUCAUCGACGGUGCCGCAGGAGCGAAGUGGCUGCAGGCAUUUAAAGAGUACAUCGAGGAUCCAGAGAUGAUGAUAUUGUAAUAGACGAUGGGUGGUUACCGAAGCGAGGCUCAGAGAAGGAUUAAGCUGCCAAAAGGAAACACAAAAGUAAUGAUGAAUACGGAGAUGAAUGCAAAUAAUAAUAAUAGCACACAUACACUCAUAUAUAUCUAUGUAUAGAUACAGAGAAGAACGAUGAAUCCUCCGUCUAGAUUUUUACUUAUAAUUUUUAAAACUGUUACAUAGAAUCGCGUUGUUUGUACAUAUAUUAUACAUACAUAUAUUAUUGGUUGUCUAGAUUUGUUAUUU